CUGUGGAACUGCAGGCUCCUCAUUUCCGCGAGUCUGCAAUUUAGAUUUCCAGUUGUUCCUGGAUCUGUUUGAUGCAACUUGGUGGAGCGCCGAAAUCCUAAUUCACAUGCAUGCAUUCUAGCAGGCGCCUCCACUUCCACUUCCACUUCCACACUCCAACAACAGUCAUGAUCAGAUUGUAAGAUUCAUUACGUGGUACUAUGUCGGCACUUAAACCCACAUCACCCCCUCAGGUUCUCAGCAAAGCCAAAAUGGCGCUCCAGCAAGCCAACGCCGCCGCUGCCGCACGCCAAAUAGCCUACUUCCGCGCUAUCCCAUGGUGCGCCUCUCUCCUUUCCCAACCGAACCUCGUCAUGGACCAGUCCGUCUCGCGCCGCCUCUCACACACGGCCCGCGACACGCUCCUCUCGCGCACCCUCAACUCGGCCGAGGCCAUACCCGCUUACAUUACUUUUUAUCCGCGGCCCUCUCCAUCAUCAACACCACCGGCAUCAGCAUCUGAGUUUCAACCUCAACCUCAUUCUACAGAAUCAUCACAACCACUUUCCGGCUCUCCGAAUAGUCCAAACUUCAUCCGCGAACUCAAAUCCUUCGUCGCCCUCGGCCCGGGUCUCAACGGGUGGGAGGGGAUCUGCCACGGCGGCAUGGUGGUCACGCUGCUGGACGAAGUCAUGGGCCAGGUGUUUGCCGCCAACAAGGCGCACGGUUUGCUGGCCGACAUGCCCGUCAUGACGGGGUACUUGAACACGAGGUUCGAGAAGCCCGUCCGAACGGGGACGUCGCUCGCGAAUGAUGGGAGGGGGGCGAGUGUGGUCUUGAUUACGGCGAGGUUAUUGAGGAAUGAAGGGAGGAAGUAUUGGAUGGAGGGGGAAGUGAGUAACGAGGGCGGGUGUGUGAUGGCGAGGGCGGAGGCGUUGUUUAUUAUGCUGAGGGGGAAGUUGUAACUACGACUUUUUCUCUCUUGGAUUGACUUUCAGGGUCGGGGGGCGAUGUGGAGCGUUGUGGACUGAUAAAGUUGAUAGAAACGGUAGAUAUACCCUACUAGUAAGGAAUACUUAUACGGAGUUUGGUUUCGAG
Messenger RNA from Parathielavia appendiculata, 1077 nucleotides. Its product is annotated as thioesterase superfamily protein. Lineage: Eukaryota; Fungi; Ascomycota; Sordariomycetes; Sordariales; Chaetomiaceae. The transcript has a single exon. Bases 252 to 944 code for a protein of 230 amino acids. The record is from RefSeq and is a predicted model, not a curated record.